AUGGAGUCCUGGAGGUCACGUGAAGGGCACAGGGAGAAUUGGGAUGACAAAAUCUUUGUGCAGAAGUCAGGGCCUUACAAGCUCACCGGGGAGUGUGGCGACCUGACAGCCAAUGUUACACUCAGGAAAGCCUUCUGCCCUCGCCUCAGCAGCGCAGAAGCAAAACCAAACGGGUGUCAAAUAUGCUGCAAAAGACACAACUGCGGCGAGCGGGACAGGGGCGGCAUAGACUGCGGUAUCACACUCACCACACCACGGCCCCGUACAAUGAGCUCUAUGAACGGGGAGAGAGGAGACCCGAUUGCAGCACUACACAAUGGGAUCGCUGUGACUGACACCUGGCCUUUAGAUCUGGAGUGGGGAGGGAAAAACCUGCCCGCAGCUAGAGCCAGUGACUGCUCCUCUGUCUGGCCCCGCUGCAGACCCCGGCAUAGGGACGGCAGCUGUAUGAUGGCGGGGCGGCUCGCAUGGGACACUUUGGAAGGGAUCAGACGACUCAUUGGCUUUUUGGCUGGAGGGGUUGGCUGCUCUUCAGAGGAUGUGGCUGACAGAUAUCCGCACACUGUCAAUGUCAAACAGCAGAAAAGCUCCUACUCUUCCACUCAAAGUGACCAGCCUUCUAGAUCCUCUCACUCAAAGCCCUGGAGACAACACAAGCUGAUUGGUUCUCUCAUCCAACAUCAGACAGACUACUGCAAGAUCUUCAAGUGGAGCGCAAGAAAGAUGGCACCCAGCAGCAUUAAUGCCACAUUAUCCACAUACACACAAGCCUCAGUCAAAGCUAACGGCUACACAAAUCCAAGGGCUUGA
Messenger RNA from Knipowitschia caucasica, 810 nucleotides. NCBI's taxonomy places the organism in Eukaryota, Metazoa, Chordata, Actinopteri, Gobiiformes, Gobiidae. The record is from the annotation of a GenBank genome assembly.